Messenger RNA from Pseudoliparis swirei, 2580 nucleotides. RefSeq names its product leucine rich repeat containing 31 (gene lrrc31). The transcript is spliced from 10 exons. The record is from RefSeq and is a predicted model, not a curated record. The coding region runs from base 171 to 1862 and encodes 563 amino acids. Lineage: Eukaryota; Metazoa; Chordata; Actinopteri; Perciformes; Liparidae.
GCGUGUGAUUUACUUCAUGCACGGUUUCUGUUUUUAUUCAUUAUAACUGUGUAUCUCGGAAACGGACCCUGAACGCAUCACGAAUUGACAAAAACACUUUUAAAAUUAUUUAUUUAUUAAUUUUAACAUCAUUUGGGUUUGUUUUGGGGCUCAGCGCGUCACACCGUCACAUGGAGUCUGCAGAAGGUCAAAGGGGGCGGGACGGAGGCGGUCCGAGGCGGUCCCCUCUGGACCUCAUCAUGAACCAGAUCCGCAGGAAGCGCUCGGCCCCGGACAGGAAGCCGCUGGGACGCUUCCUGUCCCGGGACCGGACGGGGAUCCCGGAGGACGGGGAGGCGGAGGAGAGAGGACCCGGAGCCGGACCCGGACCCGGACCCGGUUCAGCCGCGGUGGGCGAGCGUGAGGCCGGCUGGGGCCGUGUGUGUGUGUUCCUGCAGCGUUUGGGGAAGAAGGCCGACAGCAGGAGCCUCAGUCUGGCCCACUGUGACCUCACCGCCACGGACCUGCUGGAGUCAGCGACGUUGCUCCAGUUCCUCCCUCAGCUGGAGGAGGUGGACGUCUCCUGGAACGAGCUGAUUGGUGGAUGUCUGACAGCGCUGACCUCUCACCUCCAGGAAGUGGGCGGGAUCAGAGCGCUGAGGCUCUGCAGCUGCCGGCUGAACGCCGCCGACAUCACUGCACUGGGUGAAGCUCUCGCCUACAUCCCCCUCCUGGAGGUCCUCGAUCUGUCCUGGAACGGCGGCGUCGGCGGUGCCGCUUUGCAAGGCCUGCUGGGUAAUCUUCCCCCUCCGCUGAGGGAGCUCCACCUGGUGGCCUGCCAGCUCACUGCGGCCGACGCCGCCGCACUGGGGGAGACGUUGUCCGGCGUCUCCAGCCUGCGUGCGCUGGACGUCUCCUGCAACCCUCAGCUGGCGCAGGAAGUGGGCGGCGGCGCCGGCUUCGGGGCGCUGGCCGCCGCCCUCUCGCACGCCGCCGCCCUCGCCACGCUGCGGCUGCAGGCCUGCGGGCUGACGCCGGCCGGCCUCCACGCCCUCGGUGGGUCGCUCCGCCUCCUCCCCGCCGUGCGACACUUGGACCUGUCCGGUAACAAAGCUCUGGCCGGAGGCCUGGCCCGCCUCACGCCACACCUGGCUCACCUGGCACACCUGGAGAGCCUCGACCUCCACCGGUGCCGCCUCACGCGCCCCGACCUGGAGGCCCUGAUCCAGGUUCUUCCGUCUCUGUCGUCGCUGACGAAGCUCGACGUGUCGUCCAAUAAGGAGGCAGGGGGCGUGGUCAGCCGGCUGGUCGCCGCCCUCCCUCUGACACAGAUGAGGCAUCUGCCGCUGAACAGCUGCAGCCUGAACCCCGAGUCCUUCACCUCCCUGGCUCUGGCCGUGCCCUACCUGCACAGUGUGGACGUGUCGUGGUGUAAGGAGGUCGGGGGUCGUCUGGUCCUCCUGCUCGACGCCCUGCAGCCGGCCGUCGUCCUGGAGCUCCGCCUCAGCAGCUGUGAGCUGACCACGGACGACCUGCGCCACCUCGCGGCCGCCUGCAGCCGCGGCUCCUUGUCGUCGCUGCGCUCGCUGGACGUGUCGUACAACGGCGGCGUGGAGGCCGGCGGCUGGGCCGCCCUGUUGGCGGCGGGGGGGCUGUCCUCGCUGCGGGACGUCGACCUCAGCCUGCGACCUUCGACCUCCGCGCCCUGCUCGGCCUGGCUGCCGGCGCUGCUGGGCGCCGUGCCCCGCCUCCCGGCGCUGACACGCCUGGCGCUGCAGCGCUGGACCGCCGGCUCCCGGGACCGGCAGCGGCUGGACGGCGUCCUGAAGAAGAGGAGCGUCCGGCUGGAGUGGGACGCGCUCGAGGCUACCGAGGAAGAGUAGAGCCUCAAACGCCUGGAGACGACCUUCAAAGGUCACUGAGGGGGAACUGAGCGGAGACAUCCGAGCUUUGGUUUUCCUGGAGAUUGAAGACAUUUAAAAUCAAAAAUAUUUAAUUUUCUUAAUUUGUAUUGAACACAUAGAAGUACAGAACACUCAAUUAAAUUAAGGAUUUAUUCAUUAUAUAUAUAUAUAUAUAGUAACUAAUAUAUUUAUAUAUAUAUAUGAAUAAAUAAAUAAAUAAAAAUAUUAUAUAUAUGCAGUAUAUAAAAUAUAUAUGUAUUAUAUAUAAGAAAUAAAUUAGCGAUAUAUUUAUACAUAUAUAUGUAUAUGUAUUUAGCAAAGUUAUAUUGUUUUCAUGUCACCUGAUUUAUAUCUUUUGUUGUAACGAGGGAAUAAAUCAAGAUUUUUUUCUCAUACAACCAGAGGAGUCGCCCCCUGGUGGUGAGUAGAGAGAAUGCAGCUUUAACACAUGAAGCAUAGACUUCUAUACAACCAGAGGAGUCGCCCCCUGGUGACCAGGAGAGGAAAUAACUGCCGUCUUCUAUGAGUUAAUCUCAAUAGUUUUCCGUUAUUCUAAAAAUAUAUAUAAUUUCAUAAGAUCUUGAUCGGGCGAUCCGGUUUGAUGAAAUACGCCUCUUGGCAUUCACAGGCGUCUCUUACGCCCUUAAAAUACGUGCACUGAAUAUUUUAAUAUGAAUAAAAUGUAAAUUUACUUUGA